Messenger RNA from Hyaena hyaena (striped hyena), 399 nucleotides. Its product is annotated as 40S ribosomal protein S15a-like. The coding region runs from base 4 to 399 and encodes 131 amino acids. Gene Ontology annotation, biological process: translation. Gene Ontology annotation, cellular component: cytosolic small ribosomal subunit; ribosome. Gene Ontology annotation, molecular function: structural constituent of ribosome. The record is from RefSeq and is a predicted model, not a curated record. The transcript has a single exon. NCBI's taxonomy places the organism in Eukaryota, Metazoa, Chordata, Mammalia, Carnivora, Hyaenidae.
AUAAUGGUGCGCAUUAAUGUCCUGGCUGAUGCUCUCAAGAGCAAUAAAAAUGUUGAAAAUAGAGGCAAAUGCCAAGCUCUUAUUAGGCUGUGCUCCAAAAUCAUAAUCCAGUUUCUAACUGUGAUGAUGAAGCAUGGUUGUAUGGGCAAAUUUGAAAUCAUUGAUGAUCACAAAGCUGAGAAAAUUGUUGUGAACCUCAUAUGCAAGUUAAACAAGUGUGGAGUGAUCAGCCGUAGAUUCAAUGUAGAAGAACUCAAAGAUCUAGAAAAAUGGGAGAAUAAUCUACUCCCAUCUUGCCAGUUUGGUUUUAUUGUACUGACAACCCCAGAUGGCAUUAUGGACCAUGCAGAAGUAAGACAAAAACACACAGUAAGGAAAAUACUAGGGUUCUUCCUUUAG